CUCAGCAUAUCUGAAGAAAUUGAACCAUGGGAUGCUGCACCCCAAAGAUUAAAAAGGCCCUCAAAAUAGGUUGUGGCAUUACAGCAAUUCUCCUAAUUAUUCUUCUAGUCGUUGGUAUUAUUCUAUAUUUCACAAUCCUUAAGCCAAAAGAUCCAAAAGUCACAAUUCAGUCUGUCACAUUAGAGUCCAUUAGAUUUGAGCCAUUUCCAGCAUUUCACCUCAACAUAACAAUUGGACUAAUCCUCACUAUCCAUAACAGGAAUUAUGGAAGCUUCAAGUAUGAUAGUAGCAGAGCUUAUGUGAGUUAUCACGACGAUCCAGCAGCUGAAGCACCAAUUGAAGCAGACACCAUCCCAGCUAGAAAAGAUCAUGAUGUGAACACAACUGUGCUAAUUAAAUCAGAUGGUUUCUCUAAGAAUCCUAAUUUCUUAGGAGAUUUUAUUUCUGGGUGCUUGAAUUUUACUUCGUCAACCACUUUACACGGGAAAGUCACUGUGUUGAAAGUCUUGAAGCUCAAAGCCACAACUGUUAGCACAUGUGACAUCUCAGUUUUCACCAAAUUCCAGAAUGCAAGUUCUCUUUGCAAAUCCAAAAUUAAGUUCUGA
Molecule: messenger RNA, 605 nt
Organism: Nicotiana tabacum (common tobacco)
Lineage: Eukaryota; Viridiplantae; Streptophyta; Magnoliopsida; Solanales; Solanaceae
Biological process (GO): defense response to other organism
Source: RefSeq, a predicted model, not a curated record